ACAAAUACAGACACAAACAUACUACAAUUUUUUAGCUCACCUAAACUCCAUUUGCAUUUUCUUGAUAACUCUAAAAUGGCCACCGUCACAACGCAAGCCUCUGCCACCGUCUUCGGGCCAUCCGCCUCCAAGACAAGGUUCCUCAGUGGAUCAUCUGGUAAACUAAACAGAGAGGUGUCUUUUAAACCAUCAAUUUUGCCUUACAACUCAUUCAAAGUUGAAGCCAAGAAAGGUGAAUGGCUUCCGGGCUUGACCUCUCCUACUUACCUUAAUGGCAGUCUCGCUGGUGACAAUGGUUUUGAUCCAUUGGGACUUGCUGAGGACCCGGAGAACUUGAAAUGGUUCGUCCAGGCCGAGCUUGUGAACGGUCGAUGGGCUAUGUUGGGUGUUGCUGGUAUGCUACUGCCUGAGGUUUUCACUAAUGCUGGACUCCUCAACGUACCUAAAUGGUACGAUGCUGGGAAAUCUGAGUACUUUGCUUCAUCAUCGACGCUGUUUGUGAUCGAGUUCAUAUUGUUCCACUACGUUGAAAUUCGACGUUGGCAAGACAUUAAGAACCCUGGAAGUGUGAACCAGGAUCCUAUUUUCAAGAGCUACAGCUUGCCUCCUAAUGAAGUUGGUUACCCUGGUGGUAUUUUCAACCCACUCAACUUUGCACCCACAUUGGAGGCCAAGGAGAAGGAAAUUGCUAAUGGGAGAUUGGCAAUGUUGGCAUUUUUGGGAUUUAUAGUGCAGCACAAUGUAACGGGAAAGGGACCAUUUGACAACUUGUUGCAGCACCUCUCAGACCCAUGGCACAACACCAUUAUCCAAACAUUUUCCAACUAGAAAACUAACCUGAUUGACAUUGGAGAGAAUAUAUUGUUAAUUACCUUGUAAUCAUGAGUUAGUAUUAUUUUUUUUAUGAACACGAAAAACAGAGAGAUUUAUUGUGAACAAUGGAACUCUACUGUACAGAGCAACUAGAAUUGCAUUUCUCAUUCAUAUAUCGUAGUACCAUCAUAUUUCUCAAAA
Messenger RNA from Lycium barbarum (goji berry), 1014 nucleotides. Its product is annotated as chlorophyll a-b binding protein P4, chloroplastic-like. Lineage: Eukaryota; Viridiplantae; Streptophyta; Magnoliopsida; Solanales; Solanaceae. Gene Ontology annotation, biological process: response to light stimulus; photosynthesis, light harvesting in photosystem I. The transcript is spliced from 3 exons. The record is from RefSeq and is a predicted model, not a curated record. Gene Ontology annotation, cellular component: membrane. The coding region runs from base 76 to 828 and encodes 250 amino acids.